Messenger RNA from Propithecus coquereli (Coquerel's sifaka), 1551 nucleotides. It is a transcript of the gene HMOX1, whose product is annotated as heme oxygenase 1. The coding region runs from base 70 to 936 and encodes 288 amino acids. Gene Ontology annotation, biological process: heme oxidation; heme catabolic process; response to oxidative stress. Gene Ontology annotation, molecular function: heme oxygenase (decyclizing) activity; heme binding. Lineage: Eukaryota; Metazoa; Chordata; Mammalia; Primates; Indriidae. The transcript has 5 exons. The record is from RefSeq and is a predicted model, not a curated record.
CCGCGCCGCCGCCCGCGCAGCCAGCAGCCGGCACUCAGCACCCAGCACCCAGCGAGACCAGCCUCGCCGAUGGAGCGCCCGCAGCCUGACAGCAUGCCUCAGGAUUUGUCAGAGGCCCUGAAGGAGGCCACCAAGGAGGUACACACCCGGGCGGAGAACACUGAGUUCAUGAAGAACUUUCAGAAGGGCCAGGUGACCCGAGAUGGCUUUAAGCUGGUGAUGGCCUCCCUGUACCACAUCUAUGUGGCCCUGGAGGAGGAGAUCGAGCGCAACAAGGAGAACCCAGUCUACGCGCCCCUCUACUUCCCGGAAGAGCUGCACCGCAGGGCCGCCCUGGAGCAGGACAUGGCCUUCUGGUAUGGGCCCAGCUGGCAGGAGGUUGUCCCCUACACGCCGGCCACGCAGCGCUACGUGCGGCGACUCCACGAGGUGGGACGCACGGAGCCCGAGCUGCUAGUGGCCCACGCCUACACCCGCUACCUGGGCGACCUGUCUGGGGGCCAGGUCCUCAAGAAGAUUGCUCAGAAGGCCCUGGACCUGCCCGGCUCCGGCGAGGGCCUGGCCUUCUUCACCUUCCCCAGCAUCGCCAGCGCCACCAAGUUCAAGCAGCUCUACCGCUCCCGCAUGAACUCCCUGGAGAUGACCCCCGAGGUCAGGCAGAGGGUGGUCGAAGAGGCUAAGACUGCGUUCCUGCUCAACAUCCAGCUCUUUGAGGAGUUGCAGGAGCUGCUGACUCCGGACACCAAGGACCAGAGUCCCUCGAAGGCAGGGGGGCUUCACCGGCGGGCCCACAGCAGGGCGCAAGACGUCACCCCUUUGGAGACGCCCAGAGGGAAGCCCCAGCUCAACGUCCUCUCCCAGGCCCCGCUCCUCCGAUGGGUCCUCACACUGAGCUUUCUGGUGGUGACGGUUGCUGUGGGGCUUUAUGCCAUGUGAAUGCAUGUGUGCUGGCUCCCAGGGGCCAUGAACUUUGUCCGACGGAGGGCUUUCUUUCUGGAGAGGGACAAUCUCUUGGCUGGCUUCUUGGGCAUAGGAAGCUUUUGGGGCCCCCUCCCCCAGCCCUCCUGCUGUGUCCCUCUCUCUGGAAAGGAGGAAGGAGCCUGUAGCAUCUUUCUAACCCAAAAGUACAUCCAGCCAGUGGCCUGACCUUCAGAGUAGGGCGAGGGGCCCGGCCCUGCCCCUCAGCAUCCUCAGUUCCUGCAGCAGAGCCCAGAAGACGUGGCCAGAAGUGGCAGCUGUCCUGAACCUCUAGACACUCCCUAGUUUCACAGUAUUCUUGUUGACAUAGGCGUAACCACUUUCCCUACGAGCUAUGGCAAUUUUUAUAGAAACGUGUAAAGAUGUUAUGUCUUGUGUUUCUUGUCUUGUUUGUGUUGGAGCCACUCUUUGUUCCCGGCUCAGCCUGAAAUGUAUUUUAUUGUGUUCUGUUGUUUUUAUAGCAGGGUUGGGGCAGUUUUAUGGGGGGUGGAGGGGUGGGGAGGGAGAUGUUUAACAGCACUGUGGCCUUGGUCUCUAACUUUUGUGUGAAAUAAUAAAUGACUUUGUCUGAUA